GAACCAGGAGAAACGUUGGCCAGCAGCAAUGAGCAAGCGAAGGGGAAAUGGCCAGGUCAGGCAGUGAUGGAGAACCGCAGCAGCAAGUGGCCGGCGAUGGGCUGGAGCCACAAGUUUUAUCCCUGGAUGAGGUGCUGAGAGCCUACGAGCAGCCGAUCAAUGAGGAGCAAGCCUGGGCUGUGUGUUACCAAUGCUGCCGCUCUCUGCACCGAGACUGGCCCCGGGAGCAGGUGCGCAUUGGCCGUGUCCGGGAGCUGGCAGCCAUCCUGCUGCAUCGGGAUGGCACCGUGUCCCUGUGCGGGGAGGACCAGAACAGGCCGCCGCUUACAGGUUCAAAGGCGAACGUCUCCCCUCGAUUAUGCACAGAAGGACAGAUAGUGCAAUCCCUGGGAUUUGCUAUUUACCGAGCAUUAGAUUGGGGCUUGGAUGAGAAUGAGGAGCGGGAGUUGAGUCAGCAGUUGGAGCAGCUUAUUGACCAGAUGGCAAACAAUGACUCUGAAGGUAGUAAUGGUACAGCUGACGAGGGGUACAGCGGGCAAGAUGAUGAGGAAGAGGGUGAUAUACCACUACGUUCAGUGAAGACUUUUGAACAAGUAAUGAAGGCGUGUGCGGCACAUUUAUUGAAUCGUAAUGAAGCAGAUUCACAUUUUCAAGCAGUCUGCAGGGCAUUGUUUGUGGAAACGUUGGAGUUACGGACUUUCCUGGUGAAAAUCAAAGAUGCUAAAGAGAUGCUGAAGAAGAUGCAGUUUGGAGAUUCAGAGACACAGCAGAUCCCAUUAGUUGAAUUGGAUAACCUGAACCAUACUGACUGGGCACGUCUGUGGGUACAGUUGAUGCGAGACCUCCGCCAUGGUGUCAAACUAAAAAAAGUUCAGGAAAAGCAGUACAACCCCUUGCCUACAGAGUAUCACCUUACUCCAUUUGAGAUGUUAAUGCAGGACAUUAAAGCACGCAAAUACAAACUGCGCAAAGUUAUGGUUGAUGGUGAUAUUCCGCCAUGUGUGAAGAAAAAUGCUCAUGAACUCAUUCUCGAGUUUAUAAGAUCACGGCCACCUUUAAAGCCGGUCUCUGAAAGAAAUCUUGGACCAAAGCCUCCGAAGCCACGUAGUCUGCACGAACGAAUUCUGGAGGAGAUUAAAUCAAAGAAAAAACUUCGACCAGUGCACACAGCUGGUCAAAAUAAGAACAAAGAGGUGACCUUUGGAUCUCUGCCAUGCCUUGUGCGUGCCUGCUCUGAAGACCUAAAGUCUACUUCAUGCAUAGAUCUCUCUGUUCCUGAGUCCAUGGGAAGCACACAGCGACCUAGACCCAGAGUAUUACUAAAAGCCCCAACACUGGCUGAAAUGGAUGAAAUGAACAUUUCAGAGGAGGAAGAGUCACCAAGCGGAGAGAUGCGAAGAGUUACCAGCUCCCCUGUUCCUUUAAAACGUGAUCGCUCACUGUCAGAACAUGAUCUCCUCCAUUUGCAGUCCGAGUUAGCUCUGUCCCAAUCUGAGUCUGCUUAUCUCUCAAAGGUUUCUGAGAAUGAGACUGUAAUUGGGACAACACCUUUGCACAAAGUAGGCAAGAAUACAGACACGCAGCCUAUAAAUUUCCAGUCAGCUCGAAGCACUCGUUCUUGUUUGGUAAUGGGAGAUAACCACCAGUCUGUCAAGGGUAUUCCAGAGACUCUUCCAACCUUUUCCAAACGUCAAUGGCUGGAGGAAUUCAGUCACCCAGUGGAGAGCCUGGCUUUAACUGUGGAGGAAGUUAUCAAUGUCAGAAAGGUCUUAGUGAAAGCUGAAAUGGAAAAGUUUCUGCCAAGCAAGGAUCUCUACAACAGUCUGAGAAAGGGAAAGGUGUGCUGUUGCUGUAAGAUGAAGUUCCCCUUGUUCUCAUGGCCCUCGACAUGUUUAUUUUGUAAAAGAUCAGUUUGUGGUUCUUGCAAUUUAAAGAUCAAGAUUCCCUCCAAGAAAUUUGCUCAUAUACCGGUUUAUACUGUGGGUUUUGAGAAUAUUCAUGGAACUGCUCACAACCAAGGAUAUUUCCAAUCUCAAUCUCUGAAGAGUCUCGGUAAUCGGUCAGUAGAAAAGGAAUUUCCACACCUUUACACAAAUGGCUGUAGCUUCAAAGAUAUUUGUGCUGAGUGUGCAAAAUUUGUUGCCGACAUCAUCAACUCAAGUUGUAAAAGUGUGGACCUUCUGAAUAAUACCCCUAGGAGGAAAGUCCAAUCAAUGUAUGUGCACUCAACGAGAUCCUGAAGAAAAUAAGAGCAAGAACUAAUUGCAUUAUGAACAUCACAUGAUGUCCACCAAAGCUGUUGACAGUCAUGUUGCACGUGCUGGUGUUAUUGUUCUUUCAGGAAUUAUGCGAUGCUUCAAAGAAGUGCUCAUGACCUCUGAUCUCUAGCAGUUGUGACAAUGGGUCUUGUGGAAGUUACAAUAUAAGGAUGGACAUUUUCUUGUCAAAAUGCUAAUAUAUUUCAGCUGUGUCACAAACAUGGCAAAAUGAUGAUACUCCAAGUUAGUUCAUGGGCUGAGGAAGCUUGGACUUUUGAAUCUGAUGGCAACUAGCUCUAAAGGUCAGGGCAGGGGUCUGGGUGAAAUGUACAGAUUUUGAGAGAAAUUUGGCCGCCUUGACAGGAACAAGAGGCUUGGUCAGGGUAAAAUACAUAAAAUUGAAAAUUUAUUUUUUCUUUUAUUCUGAAUGAUUUCAUUAAUUUAUUUUUUUUUGUUUGAUGUGAUCUCCCUUAGGCUUCCAACUGGUUUUUCUGUGUUUCCAACUAGUUUUUCUGUGCUUCCAACUAGUUUUGCUGUGCUUCCAUGCUCCUGAGCCUGCUGCUGUUAUUUUGAUUCUAUUACAUUUUCUACUUCAUUAAGGCGAAUACUGACGCAAGUUUUAGAGUUCUGUCCAUGUUAUACUUCCAAAACUAGCUUCCUAUCCCAUUUAUAUACUAUAGAUUCAACCAUGUUUUACUUGAAGAGAGCUUUAUUGUAAUCCUCGAUUAAUAUGAGGAUAUUUGUUUAUCAUUAUCUAUUAUGGAGAUCAAUAUUUGUGUAUUGUCAGAGUUGUUCAUAAAUUGUAACAAUAUAAAAAUUAUCAAGAGUUAUUGUUGCCUAAGGUGAGUUCUUAUUCCUAGUUGAGCUAUAUCUCUGUGAACAUUCUGUAAACCAAAUAGCUUUACUCUCAUCAUAGCUGGAGAGAGAUCAAGCAAGGCCAUUCUGAAUUCAGAAUAACAUGUUACAUUUAUUCUAGUUACUUAAUUUACCACUAGCUAAUGGCUGUAAACAACAGAAGAAAUUUAACUUUGCAGUUAAUUGCCUGCCUGCUGAAAUGUUUGUUGUUAAUAGACAUUUUGGUGCCCUUUUUCUUUAUUAAUGGACAUAUUCAUGGGAGAAUGGAACAUUCUAAUAAUACUUUAUCUUCUCGUAUUAAUAAUAAUCUCAUCCAUCUACAGAUUAUUUAGAUAAGUAUAUAUCAGUAACAUUUGAUGUUAUGAGUUUUUAUAAUGAGGUGCUGACAUGAUGUAGUAACCAUUGAAAAGGUGUCAUAACUGAAUAUUUUAUCAGUACAUUGGAUCUUUUGUAUUGAUGAACUUCACAUUAAUGUGGAAUGGACACUAACAUUCAUAAUGUUAGAAAUAGAAAACAAACUAGAAAUAGUUCAGAGUUACAAAAUUUAAAACAAACUGAAGUUCAAUUAAUAUCGUAGAAGUAAAGUUCCUAAGUGCUUUGACUAAAAUUGUCUAAUUCAAAAAAUCACAGUAGCAAGGUCACAUUAUUCAAGCUUUUGGGAUUUGUUUGUUUGUCUUUACAUUCUGCAUUGCUGAUCCCCUUUGUGGCCAUUCUUGUGACUAUUGCAUUCAAGCAACAUUACAUCAUGGAAAGCACUGAUGAGCCUAUCAUGUUUGCAGUGUUCUACCAGGAUACACACAACCUGUAAACAUCUAAGUAAACAACUAAUGAAUGGAAACUCCAACUUUGGGAAAAAUUAAACAUUAAAGUUCUAAACGUAGCUGUUGCUAUGCAAAUCUGGAAUUGUUUCCCUUCUCAAGACUUCAUGUUUUCAUUGAAAAUAUGGGACCACAUAGUCAAUAGGCUGCAGCUUUCAUUUAUUUGAAACUGAAUGAUUAAGAAGUGAGAAAACCAGUUUCAAUAAAUGUGGAACACUGCACGUUUUAACAGCUUAUAAAGUUGCCUGAUGCUGAGUGUUGAGCUUUUCAGAGGUCUGAUGAUAGAUUUAGAAAUUUUAAGAGUGCCUUUUGAUUGUUACAAAAUCUGUUCAAGAACAUUUUACCACAGCUGCUAAAUUUAUUGUUGAAUAUGUAAACAUAUAGGUCUGGAGAAACUAGUGUUUCUGUUAUUGAUCCUACUUUGGCAUAACAUUUCUUAUUAGCUAUAGUAAGCUUAAAAUGUUUAACAAAGAUGACCUGUAAGACAAGUGCAUGAUGUAGCAUUUAAUAAGCUUGAAGGUUUUCCUGACUGCGGACAUUAACAAAGUUAUUGUUACCCACUUGGAUGUAAUGCAUGCCAAAGAAUGGCCACCAGGAGUACAAUAUCAACUGAACAGAACAUAUUAGCUUUUUAAGGAUAUGUCUCCACAAGAUAAGACCUACAGGAAUGUACUGUUAUAAAUGGAACUCUUAAGUUAGACUUGAAGACCUGUCAUAUCUGCUAGUAAAACUGUUUCUAACUAAGUCAUCAGGCAUGUCAGUAUGUGCAGUUUCUCCAUCCAAAUGUCGAUUUCAAACAGUACUUUAGCUAUCAGAGAAAUCAUGCAGGUAUGUUAUUAUAGGGCCAAGCUAUUAGCUUCUGGUUAAGACAUUGCACCACAAUGAAAAGUUGCAUCUCACCAAAGAAACUAUGAAGAACAAAGCUUGUGUUUCAGUGCGAAAAGUUUUCAGUAUAGGUAAUGAAUAUGACUAAUUAUCAAUGCACCUUCCCUAGAAUGAUGGGAUGUGUGUUGUGUGUGUGUGUAUAAUGACUGGAUAUCAGUCAAACAGCAUGUGGAAAAUAAUAUUAUAUAAAUAAAUUAACAUUUUAUGUAGAGCCUGUUGUCCAACAUGGAAUGUAAAUGUAUUUGAUAUGUAUGUAUUUUUCUUGUAAAUAUAAGUUCAAUUUACUGCUGGAUUAAAUAAAACUGAA
Rhincodon typus (whale shark) is the source of this 5123-nucleotide messenger RNA. RefSeq names its product spire-type actin nucleation factor 2 (gene spire2). Gene Ontology annotation, biological process: actin filament network formation; intracellular transport; actin filament polymerization. Lineage: Eukaryota; Metazoa; Chordata; Chondrichthyes; Orectolobiformes; Rhincodontidae. Gene Ontology annotation, molecular function: actin binding. Bases 48 to 2240 code for a protein of 730 amino acids. Gene Ontology annotation, cellular component: cytoplasmic vesicle membrane; cell cortex. The record is from RefSeq and is a predicted model, not a curated record. The transcript is spliced from 15 exons.